Messenger RNA from Python bivittatus (Burmese python), 7286 nucleotides. RefSeq names its product TRAF2 and NCK interacting kinase (gene TNIK). Gene Ontology annotation, cellular component: cytosol. The record is from RefSeq and is a predicted model, not a curated record. Gene Ontology annotation, biological process: protein phosphorylation. NCBI's taxonomy places the organism in Eukaryota, Metazoa, Chordata, Lepidosauria, Squamata, Pythonidae. Gene Ontology annotation, molecular function: ATP binding; protein kinase activity.
CGCGCGCAAGCGGGCAUCGCUCCGUGGGCAUUCAUUUUCUGGGCGCUCGCUGGAGAGGUCUCUCCUUCGCUCGCCGGCUUCCCCCUCGCCCUUUUGCGGAGUCCGGUGGAAGGAGGAAGGGAGAGGGGGUCUCCCUCCGUUGGCCCCAGCGCAUGAGGAGAGAAGUGCCCUGAGGACCCCUCCUGCAAGGCGAGAGGCGGACGACUUGGCGAGGCUGCCCGGCGGGCAACGGCGGCGGUAACCUUGGGUCUGCGCUCCUUCCAUCUCCACGGGCGGAGGUAGUCCCCAAUAAACAUGGCGAGUGAUUCUCCGGCUCGGAGCCUGGACGAGAUAGAUUUGUCUGCCUUGAGGGAUCCUGCAGGUAUCUUUGAACUGGUUGAACUGGUUGGCAAUGGGACUUAUGGGCAAGUAUAUAAGGGUCGUCAUGUUAAAACAGGGCAGCUUGCAGCUAUUAAAGUCAUGGAUGUUACUGGGGAUGAAGAAGAAGAGAUUAAACAAGAAAUUAACAUGCUAAAGAAAUAUUCUCAUCACCGAAAUAUUGCUACUUAUUAUGGUGCUUUCAUUAAAAAGAACCCACCAGGAAUGGAUGAUCAGCUCUGGCUGGUGAUGGAGUUCUGUGGUGCUGGAUCUGUCACCGAUCUGAUCAAGAACACCAAAGGGAACACUUUGAAGGAGGAGUGGAUUGCCUAUAUCUGCAGGGAGAUUUUACGGGGCUUGAGUCAUCUCCAUCAACACAAAGUAAUCCAUCGAGAUAUUAAGGGACAGAAUGUUUUGCUAACUGAAAAUGCAGAAGUUAAACUAGUGGAUUUUGGAGUCAGCGCUCAACUAGACAGAACAGUUGGUCGAAGAAAUACGUUUAUUGGAACACCAUACUGGAUGGCUCCUGAGGUCAUCGCCUGUGAUGAAAAUCCUGAUGCUACUUAUGAUUUCAAGAGUGAUUUGUGGUCUUUAGGGAUAACAGCCAUCGAAAUGGCAGAAGGAGCUCCUCCCCUUUGUGACAUGCAUCCCAUGAGAGCCUUGUUCCUCAUUCCCCGAAACCCAGCCCCCAGGUUGAAGUCAAAGAAGUGGUCAAAAAAAUUCCAGUCCUUCAUUGAAAGCUGCCUGGUAAAAAAUCACGGUCAGAGGCCAACCACUGAACAGCUGAUGAAGCACCCAUUUAUUCGAGACCAGCCAAAUGAAAGGCAGGUUCGCAUCCAGCUCAAAGACCACAUUGAUAGGACUAAGAAAAAACGAGGAGAGAAAGAUGAGACAGAAUAUGAGUACAGUGGAAGCGAGGAGGAAGAAGAAGAAAAUGACUCUGGAGAACCCAGCUCCAUCCUAAACCUGCCUGGAGAAUCAACCUUAAGGCGGGAUUUUUUGCGGCUUCAGCUUGCAAACAAGGAACGCUCAGAGGCCCUCCGUCGGCAGCAGCUGGAGCAGCAGCAGCGUGAAAAUGAAGAGCACAAGAGGCAGCUCUUGGCAGAACGUCAAAAGAGGAUUGAGGAACAGAAAGAGCAGAGGAGGAGACUGGAAGAGCAGCAAAGGAGAGAGAAGGAGCUAAGAAAACAACAAGAGAGGGAGCAACGGCGGCAUUAUGAAGAACAACUGCGGCGAGAAGAGGAAAGGAGACGGGCUGAACAUGAGCAGCAUCAGAAGGAUAUGACCCCAAACAGUCAGGAAUACAUCAGGCGACAGUUAGAGGAAGAACAGAGGCAGUUAGAGAUCCUGCAGCAGCAAUUACUGCAGGAACAAGCUCUACUUCUGGAAUACAAGCGCAAACAAUUGGAGGAGCAACGGCAAGCAGAGAGGCUACAGCGACAACUGCAACAGGAACGAGACUAUCUAGUUUCUUUACAGCAGCAGCAGCGACAAGAGCAGAGACCAACUGAGAAGAAGCCUCUCUAUCAUUACAAGGAGGGAAUGAAUGCCACUGAGAAGCCAGCUUGGGCAAAGGAGGUUGAAGAACGUUCCAGGCUUAACCGGCAAAGUUCUCCAGCAAUGCCUCACAAGGUGGCCAACAGAAUUUCUGAUCCAAACCUGCCGCCUCGCUCAGAGUCCUUUAGUAUUAGCGGGGUGCAGCCUGCUCGAACACCACCCAUGCUGCGAUCGGUGGAUCCACAGAUUCCACAUCUGGUCAGUGUGAAAUCCCAAGGACCUUCCUUGCCUGCCUCUCAGUCACUGCAUGAACAACCCACAAAGGGAAUGGCUGGGUUUCAGGAAGCUCUAACGGUGACCUCUCACCGCACUGAGAUGCCAAGGCAGAACUCGGACCCCACUUCCGAAAAGCCUCCUCUCCCCCCUCGUGUUGAAAAGUUUGAUCGAAGUUCUUGGUUACGACAGGAAGAAGACAUUCCACCAAAGGUGCCUCAACGAACUACUUCCAUCUCACCUGCAUUAGCUCGGAAGAACUCUCCUGGGAAUGGGAAUGCUCUGGGACCUCGACUCGGAUCACAGCCCAUAAGAGCCAGUAACCCGGACCUGCGGAGAACAGAGCCCAUAAUAGAAAAUCUGAUACAGAGGACAAGCAGUGGCAGUUCUUCCAGCUCCAGCACCCCCAGCUCACAGCCCAGUUCACAGGCUGGCUCCCAGCCUGGAUCCCAAGCUGGCUCCAGUGAACGGAACCGAGCCAGAGGAAAUGCCAAGCUUGAAGGAUCACCCAUACUCCCACAUGAACCAGUGAAGGUAAAGCAGGAAGACAGCAAGGACGUGGCACGGCCAAGUCGACCUGCUGAUCUGACUGCUUUAGCAAAAGAAUUGCGGGAGCUGCGGAUUGAAGAAACCAACCGGCCUUUAAAGAAAGUUACUGAUUAUUCCUCCUCCAGUGAGGAAUCUGAAAGCAGCGAAGAGGAGGAAGAGGACGGAGAAAGUGAAACACAAGACGGCACUGUGCCUGUCAGCGACAUCCCGAGGCUUAUACCAACAGGAAUGCCAGCAAACAACGAGUCCUACAGUCUAGGAAUGGUAUCAAGCCAUGGUGGUCUGGAGCCCCCCCACCCUGAUAAAUUUAGCAGUAUUUCAAGAGAAGGGACUUUAAUGAUAAGGGAGACUUCUGGUGACCACAAGCGCUCUGGCCACCCAGCCAGCAAUGGCUUUGCUGGCCAUGUCAACCUUCCCGAUCUAGUGCAACAGAGCCACUCACCUGCGGGCACGCCGACUGAGGGCUUGGGGCGAGUCUCCACCCAUGGGCAAGAGAUGGAGCCUGUGGCUGAAUAUGGCAUGGGAAGCAGUACAAAAGCCUCUUUCACCCCAUUUGUAGACACCAGAGUGUAUCAGACCUCCCCGACUGAUGAAGAUGAAGAUGAUGACGAAGAAUCCUCUGCUACAGCAUUAUUUACCAGUGAGCUGCUGAGGCAAGAACAGGCCAAACUUAAUGAAGCAAGAAAAAUUUCUGUAGUAAAUGUGAACCCUACCAACAUUCGUCCUCAUAGUGAUACCCCAGAGAUCCGAAAGUACAAGAAACGCUUCAAUUCGGAAAUCCUGUGUGCUGCUUUAUGGGGUGUAAACUUACUGGUAGGAACCGAGAACGGGCUUAUGCUGUUGGAUCGGAGUGGACAAGGAAAAGUGUACAAUCUGAUCAAUAGGAGACGGUUCCAACAAAUGGAUGUGUUAGAAGGCCUCAAUGUCCUUGUAACUAUUUCAGGAAAGAAGAACAAGCUACGAGUUUACUACCUUUCAUGGUUAAGAAACAGAAUAUUGCACAAUGAUCCAGAAGUAGAAAAGAAACAAGGCUGGAUCACUGUAGGUGAUUUGGAAGGCUGCAUCCAUUAUAAAGUUGUGAAAUAUGAGAGAAUCAAGUUCUUGGUGAUUGCCUUAAAGAAUGCUGUAGAGAUAUAUGCUUGGGCUCCUAAACCUUAUCACAAGUUUAUGGCAUUUAAGUCUUUUGCAGAUCUUCAGCACAAACCGUUGCUUGUUGACCUCACAGUAGAAGAAGGUCAGAGGUUGAAAGUCAUCUUUGGGUCACAUACUGGUUUUCAUGUUAUUGAUGUAGAUUCAGGCAACUCUUAUGAUAUCUACAUACCAUCUCAUAUUCAGGGCAAUAUUACACCUCAUGCCAUUGUCAUCUUACCCAAGACGGAUGGAAUGGAAAUGCUUGUGUGCUAUGAGGAUGAAGGGGUAUACGUUAAUACCUAUGGACGCAUAACAAAAGAUGUGGUACUCCAGUGGGGAGAAAUGCCCACUUCAGUGGCCUAUAUUCACUCCAAUCAAAUAAUGGGCUGGGGUGAGAAAGCUAUUGAGAUACGAUCAGUGGAGACAGGACAUUUGGAUGGAGUAUUUAUGCACAAGCGUGCACAGCGGUUAAAGUUUCUAUGUGAAAGAAAUGAUAAGGUAUUUUUUGCAUCAGUAAGAUCAGGGGGAAGUAGCCAAGUAUUUUUCAUGACCCUGAACAGAAAUUCCAUGAUGAACUGGUAACGAAAGGGCACUUGGUGCUUAUUUUGAUGCCAAGAUUUGUUAAAUUUUGAAGGACGUCGGAACAUGCAGAGUUACACCGUCAAGGCAGGUGAAGAAGACAUUGUGGAUCAUGUUGCUUUCUUCUGUGAUCACAGUCCUGCUUAUGCAGACACAUUCCAAGAAUAUGACACACUUUUCCCAUUGUGAUUUCAGAAUGCAGGUUUAUUCAAGAUCACAAGAAUGCAACACUAUUUGAGCAGAAAAGGACCAAUGCUUAAGAGGUUUAGCUGAAUAAAUCUCUUUGAGGUGUUCAAAUUAAGCUGUGAUAGAAUCGGCUCUAGGGUUUUUAAAAAUAAUUAUUUUACUUUUUUUCCUUGACCCUCAGUUUGUAUGAAUAGAGACAGGUCUAAUAUCUGUUUUAAUGAUGUCUGCCUAUUAGCACCGAAUAUAUAGUAUGAUAUAAGGCAGAUUCCCCUGACCUGGUGUCUUUUAGGUGUGGUGGACUAGAGCUCCCAUGAUCAUGGCUAGCAAGCCAAAUGGGUAUGUUGGUUGGGAAUGAUGGGAGUUGUAAUCAAACACAUCUGUGGGGGCUAGGCUGAGAACUGCUGUUAUAAAGUUAUCACUUAAAACUGAUGCAAGAGAGCACAAUAAAUGUACCAUUUUUAAUCUCUGUGUGAGAGGCCCUAACCAUAGAGUGGCUACGUUUUGUAAAAUCUUUUUGCUUUUAUGGACAUUUGUGUGGGGAUUAUUUUGUUGUUGUUGUUUUUGUUUUAUUUUUUGCAAACAGGUCAAGAUAUUUCAAAUAACAGUAUAAAUGAGAUUUUGUCCCAUUCCUUUGGGAAAUCUAAAUGGCUAGACUCCUAGCUUUGGACAAUAUAAUAUGAUCACGAUAGAGUUACUUUUUUGUCUAUUUUUCAGUUCAUGCUUCUUCCCCAGCCUGGAAGCCUCCAGAUGGGUUGGGACUCCACCUCCCAAAAUUCUCAGCCAGCAUGAUCACAAGCCAAAUACGUCUGGAAGGCGCUUGGCUGGUCAAGGCUAUAGAUCUUUGUAUAAUGGUGCUCAUUGAAAGGAACAGCAGUGCCAUUCUUGUCAAUCAUUCCCACUUGUUGCCUUUCUCCAAGCUGUAACAUGAAGAUAUCUUUAAAUUGCAGACUGGGAAGCUAACUGAAAUAUUGCAAGAUUCCAAAGGUUGGCUAAAGAAUAUACCUAACAGCUUCUUACGUAAGGCAUCUAACUCAGAUAUGUUUGAGUCUGAAUCAUACCUAUUCUGUACAGUUGUACUUUACUUUGGGGGAUAGGGGGCAUGAUCCUUGUAGAUACUGGUGUGUUUUAUUUCUUCCAUUAAAAUCACAAAGAGGCAAUAUCAUUCAGAUAUUUCCAAGAUGGAAGUCCCAAAUGCAGAUCAGUAUUCCUUAUCUAAUUGUAUCCUAUUCUCAAUAUGAAAAAUCUUAAUAAAAUAUUCAACUUUUGGUACAAAGAAUUGCAGGAGAAGGAGAGCAGAUUAAAGGAGGGUUUCAUUGGUCAAUAAUUCAACAUUUAGAUUUCAUGUUUCUAUCCUUCCCCUUGUUUGGUACCCGCCUAUAUAAUGACCAACGUAUGUGCAGAAGUAUGUAUGUUUUUAGUUUGAAUGUAUCUCUGUCUUUAUAUGCCUUGUUCAAAUUAUUUGUAUUUUUAGAUUAGUUAUUUCCACUAUCUCCAAGCAUGGAUUCUCCCAUUGGUCUCUGGAUCAUAAUUGGAUCUGUUUUGCUAUUUUUAACCUACCUCAUUUUAUUUUUAUUUCAGUAAGCUUUUCCUCAUUAGCUCCUGUGGAUACUCAGAGAGGUUAACUGGCUAGUCCAAGAUAUAGCAGAGGCCAGGUUUUGAGAAGUAGAAAAUUAACAUCAAACUGUCCGUUUCCAUUUUUUUCAACCAUUCCAUAAUUUCAGAAUUUCCAUUGUAUAUUCCAGUCGAUGCAACAGUAGUCACAAUGCAUUGGUCUGUGAGAGCAGGUUGGCCAUAAACACACAAGUGAGUUAGAACCAUGCAGAGUCAUCUGUCACAGAAGCUGCCCCAAAUUACUUCAAGCCAGGAGCUCAGAAUAUAUUGCUACGAUUGUGCAUACAUGAAGGCAUGAUUCCAGAUGAGUUGCAAGCUCAGGGAGCCUAUGUAAUUCUUGAAAGCCAUCAGAACUCACCAAGUAUAUGAAACAGCUCUCUGAAACAGGCUUUCCAGACAGGCAUAUGCAAUUGGAUGGGAGAGAUAGUUGAUAUAUUUCUUACUGAUAUGUUCAAUCAAAAAUAAGCUCAUGUUUGUCAUCCACUUUCAAGUCUAUCUCACUACUUAGUCUAGAGUGAUGAUGGUGAUAGCAAUGCUGGUGAUAUGUACAACCAAUGAACCUUUCAGGUUAAGGAUGCUCUACCACUAGUAUUCAAAAUAAUUGGUGCCUCCAAACUUUCUGAAGAGUGUGUUUCUGGGCACCUUUAAAAUUUAUACUGUUUGGCGGCUUUUCUAUAAUAAAACGUGGCGGAAGGAGUUGGUGAUCAUCUUGUUAAUCUAUGGCAGAAGAUCCUGUUUCUCCCCCCUCCCCCACCUUUAAAAAAGGGAUAAUAUACAGACCCAUAAGGUCAGACUCCAACAUUGACAUCCUCUUCUCUGAUGAACAUUCAAAUCCACUCUGCAUGUAUUCUGAGCAUCAAAGUUGCACUCAGUCUAUUUUUGGCUAUGCUCACAAAAGAGUUAAUUGGGAUUCUUUCAUUAUUGAGUUAGGAUUUUGCAAGCCUAACAUUAACUCAGCCUCUACAGAACAAAUGAUUAAUUUACAGUCAAAUUAUUACAACCAGAAAAUGUCAUAAUCUAUAAAAGAGAACCAGUCUAGUGUAGUGGUUAAGGCAUCAGGCUAGAAACCAGGAGACUCUGAGUUCUAGUGUCGCCUUAGGUAC